This is a messenger RNA of Drosophila montana, 483 nucleotides long. RefSeq names its product histidine-rich glycoprotein. The record is from RefSeq and is a predicted model, not a curated record. The coding region runs from base 10 to 339 and encodes 109 amino acids. Lineage: Eukaryota; Metazoa; Arthropoda; Insecta; Diptera; Drosophilidae. The transcript is spliced from 3 exons.
AACUUAAAUAUGACCGCUCUAAGAGUAAUCGUCUUUGUUGCACUUUUCGCUGUGGCUUACUGCGCGCCCAGUCCCGGCUUCUUUGGCAAACAUGAACACCACACAAUUCAUGUGCCCUAUAAGGUGCACACGGUGCAUCAUCAUCAUGUCCAGAAGAUCGCCGUGCCGGUGGUGAAACAUGUGCCCGUCUACAAGGAGGUGCAUGUGCCCGUCUACAAGGAGGUGCCCGUCCAUCAUGUCCAUCACGAGGAGAUUGUGCCGGUGCAUGUGCAUGAGGACCAUCACGAUUAUCAUCAUGACUUCCACAAGGGCUGGAACUCGCUCUCCCAUGGCUGGUAAAGCACACACGCACACACAUGCGCACACACACACACACACACCCACCCAACACAACUUGUUUGCUUUGUAAAUAUCUGUACAAUGUCUUAAGUUUAAAGAAAAAACAAAUGUCUGUAAAUAAAAGUGAGAUUUUUUGAUUAUAAA